Gossypium arboreum is the source of this 1795-nucleotide messenger RNA. RefSeq lists its product as uncharacterized. The record is from RefSeq and is a predicted model, not a curated record. Bases 241 to 1461 code for a protein of 406 amino acids. Lineage: Eukaryota; Viridiplantae; Streptophyta; Magnoliopsida; Malvales; Malvaceae. The transcript has 2 exons.
GAAUACGAGUACCUACCCCAUAAGGUUAAGAGCCUUAAGAAUUUAAUUGCCUUUCUUGAAAAAGAAAAUGCAAGCAGAAGUCUUACCUCCCCAGAAGCUAACCCUGCCCUUUGCACUGCUCCCGUGACUGAGACCCCAUCACAGCAAGAUGGUGGUGUUAAGCGACCACGAGCGUUCAUAGCUACAGAAAUUUCUGGAGCUGCCCCUGUUGGUGCCACAACCACUGUUUCCUCUAAGAAAAUGGCUUCUAAGCAUCUGAAAAGGUCAAAACAAGCGAUGCCCAAAGAGCCAGGAACUUCAAGAAAUGCGAACAAGAAUAGAUGGGGGCAGUCAGUAGAGGAAUCUGAUGGAAGUUGGGAGAUUGGUAGUGAAACUGAAACUGAAGAUACUCUUGGUCAGGAAGAUUGGGGAAAUAAUAGUGGACUGAGUUCAAAAGCAAAUGCGGGUCAUUCUCCUAGGAGAUCUUCAAGGAAAAAAUAUCAUAUUUAUGACGAAAAGUUGUUGAUUGAUGAUGAUGCUUGUGUAAGCUCUCCUUGUAAGAGAUUCAAGGUAGCUGCAGCACCAAAAACCAAGGAGGAAAAGGUGGGUGAUCAUGGAACUAAAAAGGAUAGUUCAGUUGGUCGUACGGUCAAAGUUGGAGAGUCUAGAGGGAAGGAAGAGGAAACUGUCAAGAAGACUCAUAAAGUGUCCGCGGCUAAUAGUGGUUCAGAAUCAGGUGCAGAGAACCCCUCUCCUGAGGUGAUUGAAUAUCCUGAUCCACAGUUCAGUGAUUUUGAGAGCCAGAGGGCAGAGAGUGGUUUUGCUGUUAAUCAAGUAUGGGCUCUGUAUGAUCCACUGGAUGGCAUGCCAAGAUUUUAUGCCCGGAUAAAGAAGGUGUUCAAUUCUGGCUUCAACCUACGAAUUACAUGGCUAGAGGCUGAUCCAGACGAGGAAAAUGAGCAAAAUUGGGUUGAUUUGGGUCUGCCUGUUUCUUGUGGUUAUUACAGCCAUGGGUUCACAGAGACAUGUGUAGAUCGUCUAGUGUUCUCUCAUCGGAUUGAUCCCAUAAAAAAAUUCAGUAAAUGGUUCUUCGUGUAUCCUAAAAAAGGGGAAACUUGGGCUCUCUUCAAAGACUGGGAUAUUAAAUGGGCUUCAAAUCCAGAAAACCGUAAACGCUCAUACGAGUAUGAUAUUGUGGAGGUAGUCACUGAUUUUGACGACGUAAUCGGCGUUAAGGUCGCUCAUUUGGGCAAAGUGAAAGGGUUUAUCAGUAUUUUCCGACAAACUGCACGAUAUGGGGUUAUCUCUUUUUAUGUGUCAUCACAGGAGCUGUAUAGGUUUUCGCAUCAAGUUCCAUCAUUCAGGAUGAGUGGCAAUGAAAGAGAAGAUGUUCCUGUGGGAUCAAUUGAGUUGGAUCCUGCUGCUCUUCCCACCAACCUUGAUGAGUUGCUUGAUCCUGCAGAAGACAUGCAGAUGGAAUGAGGUUCUAUUUCUGUUGAUGCAAUUGAGAAUACUAACAGCCCAAAAAAGUGUGAAGAGAAAUGAUCUCAGUGCAUACAGAUUGCUUGAAACCACAUAGGUCAUCAAGAGACUUCCGAAAAGGAACACAAGUAAAGCAUUUAGGUCGCGAUUGGUUGGUUGGAAUAGAAUAGAGUAGGAAUGGAAUACCUCUAUGGUAAGAAUGGAAUAACUAUGCGAUAAGAAUGAAAUAGACGUAAUGAAUAUUAUGUUGUUUGGUUGAUUGAAUGAAAUAAACUUGUAAUAGUAUUCUAUUAUAUGAUUGAUUAGAAUAAUGAAACGGAAUAGAUUUGAAAAA